Molecule: messenger RNA, 6768 nt
Organism: Dama dama (fallow deer)
Lineage: Eukaryota; Metazoa; Chordata; Mammalia; Artiodactyla; Cervidae
Gene: MTUS2
Product: microtubule associated scaffold protein 2
Exons: 14
Coding region: 1-4113 (1370 amino acids)
Cellular component (GO): nucleus; cytoplasm
Molecular function (GO): microtubule binding
Source: RefSeq, a predicted model, not a curated record
AUGAGUGUUCCGGUGGCUCCUAAGAAGUCAUGUUACAGCGAGUUACGGGACAGCAGAAACGGAGCAAAAAAUAACGACCGAGUCCUGAGUUUGGGAGAUGCCAAUGCCAACCCCAUCAUGUUGGAAGUUGGCUCCUCUUCUGAUGAGCCUGCCACGUGUGCUCUGCCAGAGGAAGUUGGAAAUGCAAAUUCGAGGGGACCAGAGAGUAGUCCCCGUGUCCCGAAGGAGUUUCACCCACUUCAGGGCUUUGCGAAGCCAUCUCAGGCUGGCCCCACCGGUCUGAAGGAUUUUAAAUUCUCUCCGAUGGCUCAGAGAGAACGGAAUGAAGAGCCCGAGCUGGAGAGAGGCGCAGACCACCCCCAGGCCCUUCGGGGUCUCCAGGGGCCAGGUCUGCCGAGUCGGAGGACUGUCAUGAUGGGGGAGUCCAGCCUGGAAGUUCUGGCUAAGCGGGAGGCUGAUGUCCCCCGGCCUGUCCCCAAGGAUAAGUCGGCCAAGACCCUUGACAAUGAGGAACUGAGGAGGCAUUCUUUGGAAAGAGCUAGCAGUUCUGCUGCAGCAGUGGAGGUGCUCACAAAGGAGUGGGCUGGGGGCCUGGCCUGGCCGCUUCCACAAUCCACAGGGCUGGGGUCCCCAGAAGCCCCGCAUCCGGUGCCCGGUGGAGGGGAGGGGCCACCGAAGACGGGGACAGCCCCUUCUCCAGGGCCGCCUUGUCCUCCGGUGGACGGGACCUCAGAGGGAAAAGGCGCACGUCAUCCUAAACCAUCUACCUCAGUCACCAUGGAGACUGUCCCCUUAGAGACCCAGCCAGAGAGGGGACGGGUACCCAAGGUCAGCGCCCAGAGCACAGUACCUUCUGCCCAUCCAGAAUGCGCUCUUGAUUGCUCUCCAGCCUCGAAGGAUGUCCUGAGGAGGCCAGAAGCACAAGCAGGUCCGGGGAAGGUGGAGCCCAAGACAGAGCUGAAACCUGUCCAGCCCGGGGCCAUGCAGGAGCCCAAGUCCACCCAGGUGGGGGACCUGGGGUGUAAUCAGGGGCAUGGCAUGUCACCUCUUGGGAGAAAGGAGCCAGCUGGCGAGACGCAGCCAGGAGCCUCGGCUGCUGGGUUGAGCAGCCUGGCACAUGGCGUUCCCCACCCCCCGGCCACGGGAAGAGACAGAGGUGAGCCGGAGAGGGGAGGUGAGGACGGGUCUCUCCGAACCACCCCCAAACCGAGCCCCGGUUCCUCACGAGCUGCAGAUCAGCAACCCACGGCCCGAAGUUUGCCAAGCACAGCUCGGAAGCUGGGUGAAACGGUGCCCAAUGGCAUGUCACCAGGGGAUGGUCACAUAGCUUUUGUUCCUGGAGAUUCGACUGACAGCAGGCCCUCUGGUGCCAGUGAUGAGAGAGGUGUCCUGAGAGAUGGGAACAAUGUCAGCACUAUGGUUUUUGACUCAGAUUCCUCCGUUGGAGAGAGAGAAACUGGGGUCCCUAAGCCCCCCGCCCCUCCAAGCAGCCGCUCAGAAGCCGAGGAAGGCCAAGAGGUCUCUCUAUCUGUUGCAGAGACCAGGAACCAUCUAGAACCUGCAGUGAAGACUGAAAGCCCCUCCCCAGCGAGGGCAGAUGUCCUUCUUGGUGUCCCCACGUCCCUCUACCCAGAGACAACUGUGAAUGUGGCCCGCCAGCCCCCGCCACCCAGCAGCCGCUUUCAGGACUUGGGCGCAUCAAGUGUGGAUGUGGGGUCCCCCCCGGCUGCCCUGCCUCCCGCUGACAGCACCGGGUUGUCACACACCUCCCCCAAAGUGCCUGCCAAGAACGCCUGCCCUGGGGGCCUCCCCUGUCCGGAGGACACACCCACCUCACUGGAGGGGACGGUGGGCCCUCCAGUUGAAAAGAGGGAAGAGCGGGCGGACCCCAGGCCCAUUGUGAUGCCCAAGCCCAAGCACGUGAGGCCCAAGAUCAUCACCUACAUCCGGAGGAGCCCGCAGGCCCUCGGCCAGGUGGACGCGUCGCUGGUUCCCGUGGGGCUCCCUUAUGCUCCGCCCGCGUGCAGCGUGGCUCUCCCCAAAGAGGACAAGGCGGCAGGUGGUGACCUGAAGCCGGCUGCUGGCCUCUACGAGAAGUUCAAGCCGGACCUACAGAGGCCCCGGGUGUUCAGCUCUGGACUAGUGGUAUCGGGGAUCAAGCCCCCAGGACAUCCCUUCAGUCCAAUGAGUGAGAAGUUUUUGCAGGAGGUUGCAGAACGCCCUGGAAAAGAAGAAUUUUGUUCUCCUCCCUAUGCUCAUUACGAAGUUCCCCCAACUUUCUAUCGAUCGGCCAUGCUCCUUAAGCCCCAGCUGGGAUUGGGUGCGAUGUCACGUUUACCGUCUGCCAAGAGCAGGAUCCUGAUUGCGAGUCAGAGGUCUUCAGCGGGUGCCAUCCACCCACCGGGAACCAUAGCCGCAGCUGCCAGUCUCUACAAUUCCGACCCUGCAGCAGAUUUAAAGAAAGCUUCCAGUUCAAAUGCUGCAAAAUCCAACCUACCCAAAUCUGGACUUCGUCCUCCUGGCUACUCGCGUCUCCCCGCAGCCAAGCUGGCAGCCUUCGGUUUCGUCCGGAGCUCCAGCGUGUCCUCGGUGUCUAGCACCCAGUCGGCGGACAGCGCCCAGCCCGAGCCCGGCCGGCUGGCCAACCGUUCAGCCUUUGGAACUGAAGACCAACCACCUCUAAAGGCAGCUCUCCCUGCCAAAGACACACCCAAAGGCGCUGGCCGGGCGCCCCCUCCGGCUUCCUCCAGUGCGACAACACCCCGCAGGAGUUUGCUUCCGGCGCCAAAAUCCACAUCCACACCGGCUGGAGCCAAGAAAGAAGUACAAAAAGAGCAAGAUGCCAAUAAACCUGCAGUUUCAUCUCCUAAGAGGACAGCGGCUUCAAGCACCAAGCUUCAUUCGCCAGGGUACCCCAAGCAGAGGACCACGGCCCCCCGCAACGGGUUCUCCCCGAAGCCGGACCCGCAGGCCCGCGAGGCGGAGCGGCUGCUGGUACAGCGGCUGAAGGAGCGCUGCGAGCAGCAGGCCCGACAGCUGGGGCUCGCGCAGGCGGAGCUGAGGACCGCCGUCCGCGGCUUCCAGGCGCUCGCCGUGGCCACGCAGCUCUUCUUCGGGAAGAAUGAAAGUGCCCUUGUGAAAGAGAAAGAGUUGUCAAUCGAGCUUGCAAACAUCAGGGAUGAAGUUGCUUUCCACGCGGCCAAGUGUGAGAAGCUGCAGCGGGAGAAGGCGGAGUUGGAGCGGCGCUGUGAGGCAGAGGUACGGAACCUGGGCUGGCAGCAGGAGGCCGAGCUGCGGGACCUGGAGCGGCGGCUGCAGCUGCAGUUUGAAACCGAGGUGGCCCGGCUCCAGGAGGAGCACCACGCGCAGCUGCUGCGGAUCGGGUGUCAGCACCAGGAGCAGGUGGAAGACAUCACCGCCAGCCAUGAGACUGCGCUCCUAGAGAUGGAGAACAGCCACACACUCACCCUCGCGAUCCUGCAGGAUGACCACGAGCACAAGGUCCAAGAACUGAUAUCGACCCACGAGCUUGAAAAGAAAGAAUUGGAAGAAAACUUUGAAAAGCUGCGGCUGUCAUUACAGGACCAAGUGGACACACUGACCUUCCAGAGCCAAUCUUUGCGGGACCGAGCCCGGCGCUUCGAGGAGGCUCUGAGGAAAAACACGGAGGAGCAGCUGGAGAUUGCCUUGGCUCCUUAUCAGCACUUGGAAGAAGACAUGAAGAGUCUGAAGCAGGUGUUGGAGAUGAAGAAUCAACAGAUACAUCAGCAGGAAAAGAAGAUUCUUGAGCUGGAAAAGCUGGCAGAAAAGAACAUUAUCCUGGAAGAGAAGAUCCAAGUUCUCCAGCAGCAGAAUGAAGACCUCAAGGCCAGGAUCGACCAGAACACCGUGGUCACGAGACAGCUGUCGGAGGAGAACGCCAACCUCCAGGAAUACGUGGAGAAAGAAACGCAGGAGAAGAAGAGAUUGAGCCGAACCAACGAAGAGCUGCUAUGGAAGCUCCAAACCGGGGACCCGACCAGCCCCAUUAAACUGUCCCCCACAUCCCCCGUGUAUCGCAGCUCCUCCUCCGGGCCCUCCUCUCCCGCCAGAGUCAGCAUGACGCCCAGAUGACGCCACCACGCUGCGGGCCGAGCUGCGGCGCCCGGUCCACGAGGGCUCCCACCUGCGGGGAGUGGUGACCGCCACGGGCCGGCCCGCCUGGCCCCGCGCGCAUGCCCAGUCGCUGCGUCGCGGCCUUCCGUGCGCGCAUGCCCAGUCGCUGCAUAGCCGCAUCCCAGGCCGAGCCCUCUUCUAACCCUCGUGUGUAGGACUGUCCCAGGACGGGCACUUAGAAACGUGUAAAAGGUAGUGUCUCAUGUGCAAACGUUCGGCCAUAGUCAGAGCCAAAAGAAGGAAAUGCCAGUUGUCCUUGAGCAAUGAACUUUCACUGCAGAAUUUCAGGUUAGUUAACAGCUCAGUUUUGACUAUCCAUUGAAUAAUCUUUGUGUACUGCACCGGAUAUGUGUGUAUAUUUAGAUACACGUAUAUACACAUGCAGCGGUUCUGAAUUGCAUUUUUUAUAACAUUAAGUGCUGACGUAUUUUGGUGACGGUCAGCAGUUUUCUAACUCGUGCCUAAGAAUUAUUGGGAAAUGAAAAUGCAUUUCUAUCUACCUUCCCAGGAAUAUUUCUACCCAAAAUAGAAAAAGGAAAAAAAAAAAUACAGAGAAGAAGCGCCUUUCGACCUACCACCACGUGGUACUCUGUUUAACACAAACACCAGCCAUUCGUGAACAGUAACUACCUUUGAAACAGUCAGCUUCUUAGUCAACAUGACGUGAGAUCACUAUUACUCCAUCCGCAGAUUUUAUUACUAACAUUCCUGUCCUGAGUGGAUAAGGGGCAGCAGUGAGAAACCCUGAGGGGGAUGAGCAGUUUUUCAGAUUUUAACUCAUGACCAGUGGAUCGCCUAUAGUCUUGUAAACACAAGUUUUGCUUUUUUCCUAAAUGGCAUCUUGGAAUCCAUCAUUUGGCUAUUGCAUCCUUGGGAAAAUAUGGAAGCACAUGACCUUAGAGAAUGAGGGUGAGAAUGGCCUUGGAGUUGGCCAGGACUAUUCAUGCUCCAUCCUCAAGAAGGAAAACUGCUGAUAGGGUCUGUAUUCUGACUAAGCGUAGAGUAGAAGAGUGUCCUCUGGCAUCCUGUUUGAUGUGAUGCUAUAAAUGGCCAAUCCAUCAAAAUAUGACCUUCAGCCCUAUUUCAUUGCCCACCCCCCCCUUCAGUUAGGUUCUGUAACCCAACCUCAUUCUUGUACAUUGAGCAGCUCAGGGGUUCUAGCAGGGGCUUCCAGAAAACCAGUUCUUCGGUCCUGGGGGGAUCAGUUCCUGGUUGUGCUAGAUCAUCACAUGACCUCCCAGAAACCCAGGUGUCUUUUUCUGCUGAGAGAGGUCCCAUCUUUGGCCCAGGAGGUUCUUCCACAGAGAGGAGCCCCAGAAAAUAGCCAGCCAGUGGUCACAGGCUUCUGGCCUGGCAUUUGUCUCCUAAAUGGAUUAGAAUGGGAAAGAGAUUCCUGUAGUGCUGUGGACCAUUAGAAGCAUAAGACACAAAGGAAAGUAGUUUCAGCCAUUUAUACAGUGAUGAUAAUGAUGUCUUUGUUUACUGUUCGUGACAAAGACCCUGUACUUUUCUCCCCAAGGGCCCUCAAAGUGGUCCUGAGCACAAGACUGAUUCUGAGCAAACCCGAGAUAGGCAGACUUAUGUAGAUACACUUUGUGGGGCCAGAGUCACAGAGCAGGAAAGAAACGGCUCAAGAAAGGGGUCCCCAGGCCCAGAGCCCCUGCCUGCUCAUGGCAUAUGCGGCCGGCAUGAAGACAGACCUGGUCUGUGUUCGUUGCAUGGGUCAAGGUUGGGCUUCCUGGCCUCACAUACAUCUCAUUCCUAGCAAACCUCCAGGUCUUUGCCCAUCCUGGGGACAUAGACAGGAGAUACCCAGUGAAGAAACAUUUUUCCGUUUAGUGGAUCUGCAUGACGCUGUGAUGUUGAGUUGGGCAUCCCGUUAGAGUAGAUGAUACCACAUUGACUAAAAUACACGAAUAUGUAUUCUUUUAGCAGGCACCACCUGCAGACACAGUAGCUCAGCCCUCCGAACUAGGAACUGCUUCCAUAAUGGCACCUGCUAAAUGCAGUCACACAGCAAUACAGAUGUCAGUGUUAUGUUAGAAUGUGGUCUGGUGUGUUAGCCUGUUUCAGUCACAGUUGUAGUGGUGUUAGAUCCAAGUAAUCCCCCACUAGGUGACUAGAGCGUGGCUCUAACCAUCCCUGACCUUGGGUACCCAAGCUAAUUCCCACAAUGCCCUGGCUUCCUUUCCUUGUCAUGGACGCCCAUCAUAUAUGGCUCCUAUCCCCAAACUCGAGGGGCAGCAGUGCCCCCCCUUCACCUCUCCCUUCCCCUCCCCAACACUGUUAGGACUUGGACCUCUGUCUCUCUGGUGUCCACCUCCCAGGCUGGAGCUGUUUCCACAGGGAAAUGCUACAGCCUCCCCACCUGUCUUGGACAAACCCACCCAACCUCACCAACCUCUCCUUAGGGUGUGGGGUGCUGUUGGUGCCCUGCCCGCCCCCAGCCCACCACACGCCCUGCGAGGUUCCAGCUGGGUGUCGGAGCAGCGGAUGGGCCGUGGAGCCGGCAUACUUGGUGACCAUCUGAAGGGGGUCACUCGUUGCUUUUCUGGCUGCGGUUUCUGUGUUGCAUUAUUUGUGUUUGAAGCAUAUUAAAAUGAACUUGAGGGA